Messenger RNA from Labrus mixtus (cuckoo wrasse), 3538 nucleotides. Its product is annotated as sodium- and chloride-dependent creatine transporter 1. The record is from RefSeq and is a predicted model, not a curated record. The transcript is spliced from 14 exons. Lineage: Eukaryota; Metazoa; Chordata; Actinopteri; Labriformes; Labridae. Gene Ontology annotation, biological process: sodium ion transmembrane transport. Gene Ontology annotation, cellular component: membrane. Bases 518 to 2563 code for a protein of 681 amino acids.
GAUCGCAUUAUUCGUCUAUCGAACCGCGGCAUCACGUACAGGUUCAUACACUCUUCUGAUUGGGCUUUUUUAUUUUUUAUAAACGAAACAUCUUGACCUUAAAGCGCAGUAUUAUUUUCAUUUAACUGUUAUCCAUGAGAUUCUUCAGGCUUACCUUCAAGUGCUUCGUCGACUGCUUUUGAAUCUCCUUUGUCAACGGCUGAAGGGACUGCGGCGCCUCGUUAACAUUUUUCCAUCUCUUGGCUGAGCUGAGGGGAUCCAACGUGCGAUAAUCCUAAAAACUGAGAUUUCAUUUAUUUCAAGAGGGCGAAAUAACAAACUCAGAAAAACAAAGAGUCAACCGGAGCACUGCGUAUUGUGGCGACAUCUCUGCCUCUCUGAGCCCGCCGGGUGCCUCUAUAGCCAGGCACAAAAAAAAAAAAAAAAAAAAAAGCAGCACCUUGGUUAAACCAACAGCCAGCCGCAUUGCUUUUAGAAAAAAUAGAAUAUAUAUUUUUUUGUGCCGCUACCCUACAAUAUGUCACCUGAGUUGGAAGAGACCAGCCAAGGUGAAAUCAGUCUCCCCCAGUUAGAGGCCGGGACCUUGUCAGAGGAGGACGGCGGGUCUGCUCGCCCGCUGGUACCUGUGCCUGGAGCAGGGCCAGGGUGUGGUGCAGGCGGAGGGGUUGGCCCGCCGCAGACCCAGGACGGGGCUGCGGCGGUAGCUGUAGCAGUUCCAGUAGUGGAGAGAGAAACCUGGACCAGACAGAUGGACUUUAUCAUGUCCUGUGUGGGGUUUGCAGUCGGCUUGGGCAACGUGUGGAGGUUCCCUUACCUUUGCUACAAGAAUGGAGGAGGGGUUUUUCUCAUCCCCUACCUGCUGAUUGUCUUCAUCGGAGGCAUCCCAGUCUUCUUCCUGGAGAUUUCACUGGGGCAGUUUAUGAAGCAGGGAGGGGUCUCUGCCUGGAACAUCGCACCUCUCUUCAAAGGUCUGGGCUUGGCCUCAAUGGUGAUAGUAUUCUUCUGUAACACCUAUUACAUCAUGAUCCUGGUGUGGGGUCUCUACUUUCUUUUCCACUCCUUCACCAACCCGCUGCCCUGGGCCACCUGCGGACACCCCUGGAACACCCCAAACUGUACACAGGACUUCCGCCGCGCCUGCCACAACCGCAGCGCUGCCCAGUCCGCUCUGCCGUCACCUGAUGCCACCCCCUCCAAACUCCUUGCCUCAACCACGAACCCGUUGAACCUUUCUUCAGCUCAGCUCCUUCUCAACGGCAGCUGCAUGGAGACUGAGGGCAUGCGCUCCCCGGUCAUCGAGUUCUGGGAACGUAAAGUACUCCGUCUUUCUGGCGGGCUGCACGAGCCUGGUGCCAUCAGCUAUGAGAUGGUGCUCUGUCUCAUGGUCACUUGGGUCAUUGUUUACUUCUGCAUGUGGAAAGGAGUUAAAUCUACUGGCAAGGUUGUGUACUUCACAGCUCUUUUCCCCUACCUGGUUCUGGUCGUUCUUUUGGCCCAUGGAGUCACUCUACCUGGAGCUAUAGAUGGGAUUGUUUACUACCUGAAACCAGACUGGUCCAAACUUGGAGAAGCGCAGGUGUGGAUUGAUGCCGGCACUCAGAUUUUCUUCUCUUAUGCCAUCGGACUGGGUGCCCUGACUGCGCUGGGCAGCUACAACCGCUUCCAUAACAACUGUUACCAAGAUGCUUUCCUACUGGCUCUCAUAAACAGUGGAACCAGUUUCUUCGCAGGCUUUGUGGUGUUCUCUGUGCUUGGCUUCAUGGCUGCAGAGCAAGGCGUGGACAUCAGUAAGGUAGCUGAAAGUGGACCUGGCCUGGCCUUCAUUGCCUACCCUAAGGCAGUGACUCUGAUGCCUCUGGCGCCACUCUGGGCAGCACUUUUCUUCUUUAUGUUGCUUGUACUGGGACUGGACAGCCAGUUUGUAGGGGUCGAGGGUUUGAUAACAGGAAUAAUGGACAUGCUACCCCCUAAAUCUGCCCUGGGCUCCCUACGACGAGAAGUGGUAGCAGCCAUCUGCUGCUUCAUCUGCUUCCUCAUCGACAUGUCUAUGGUCACUGAGGGAGGGAUGUAUGUCUUCCAACUGUUUGACUACUACUCCGCUAGCGGCAUCACCCUGCUGUGGCAGGCCUUCUGGGAGUGUGUGGUGAUUGCAUGGGUCUAUGGUGCGGACCGUUUCAUGGAUGACGUGGCCCGUAUGAUCGGCUAUCAGCCUCUGCCCUACAUGAAGUGGUGCUGGUCCUACAUCACACCUACUGUCUGUGUGGCAGUGUUUCUAUUCCACGUGGUGAACUACAAGCCCCUCACCUACAACACAGUGUACACCUACCCCUUGUGGGGGGAAGCGCUUGGUUGGCUAUUGGCCUUGUCUUCAAUGCUCUGUAUCCCUGUCACGGUUCUCUUCAAACUACUGCGCUGCAAAGGAUCUUUGCGGGAGCGGUGGCAGCACCUUACCACCCCAGUUUGGGGAAGACAUCACCUGGAGUACCUGGCCCCCGAGAGUGAGGCCAAACUGCUGCCCCCUGCAGGCACCAAGAGUACGCUUCUCUUUGAAAGUGUCAUUUGAUGAGCUGAGCCCUACAGAACACAGAGCAAAGGUUUCCCAUGACAUCACCACGCAAGACACUCACACAAUAGCCACAAAAAAUAAAAACAUGCAAACACCACACAGGCUUGGUAAGAGCAAAGCCCAGAUUUGUUAAACAACUAGCAGGUUUAAAGCCCAGGACAAAUGGACCAAAGAUUAGACGGGAGAAAAUCUGAAAUACACACCCUCAUCCUUAUAAUGUCAUCAUCCAACGCUGACAAACCCUCUGCUCUGCUUUCUGACUCUACCUCGCUGACUCUCUACUCUCUCUCUCUCUCUCCCCCCGUCUUUGUUUUGUCCCGUCUCGUCCCGUGGUCGUUGUGUAUCCUGUGUAGUUUUGUGAUAUCUUCCCUUUCUGUGCCUGUCUGUCAAGGUUUCAAAAGCCUCAUAUGUCCCAACAUGUCAUGUCCAGCUGAGCUAAACGAGCAGAAACUUAAAAGAUUCUAAUGAAACUUUCUUAAUGGAAGAUCUCGUAUCUGCUGCGGAUUCACCAUGGCCUGAAUGUGUGUCUAAGUGUGCACAUGUUUGUGUAUCUGUUCUUGUGUGUGUGUGGAAGGAGUGUGUGUGGAACCAUGGCAGCGGUGUCUUCAUUUAUAUGUGAAAUAGCCUUUUCCAGCCAUUGUUUUCUGCCAACAGUAUUCUCUCAAUCAACUGUAAAAAAUAACUUCCAUUUGUAAAAAAAAAUAUAUAUAUAUAAAAAAAAGAAUCAAACCAAGACAAUGCAUCACCACUUCCAGCUGUGUGUUAAAAACUAUCUUAAGUAUCCAGUGUAUUGUAGGGUCUGUGAAUCAGUGUAAACUGUAUUUGGAGGGGAUGAUGACCAGUAUUUCCACUUAAGAGAGGGAGAAACUUGAGACGGAAAUGUGAAAAGAGCAGGAGACUAGGACAAGGGGAGGGGAAAGAGACUUGAUGCCAUGUCAGAAAGGAAGCAAUAAAUGACCUGAUAAAGAUGGA